AUGGCCACCGUUCAAGACUCGGAGCCUGAAGGUCAUCAUAUCCUUCUUCAUUGCUUUGGCGGCUGGGGGCAUAUCAGGCCCUUGUGUAAUUUCGCAGCGCGCGUUGCCAAAGAAAAUGGCACGAACGUCACCUUCCUUAUAUCGCCGACGUAUUACAAGCAGACCCAGCAGGAGUUGUCGCGUCAAUUCGAAAACGGAGCCGACGAGUCUAAGCUCAUCAGACUUAUUGGCCUCAAGGAGGACGUCACAGUAUCCAGCAUCGAACAAGGAGAUCGCCUUUUCGAGGACGUAUACCAAUCGAUGGUCGAGACGGGCUCUCUUAGGUGUUCCGUGUCGAAUACCUUGUUCGAAGGUCUUACACACCCGGAUUCGGCUGUCAUAGAUUUCUACGGAAUCGGGCCGCUUCAGGCGAUCCGCCGAAACAGUCGCAAAACUGUGAAGGUGCUCGUCUGGAACGUGGGAGCCGUGUCGUACUUGCUUCGAGUAUUUGGCCCAAUUUCCGAAGAAGGAAUUGAGCACUGGCAAACCGUCGUCGGGACUAGAGCUGCAGAAACCGGGAAGAACUUCGUCGAAGCGGCCGAUGAUAUACUGACCGGGGGUCAUGGAACCGUCACGGAGAUUCCCGGUAUGCCCAAGCUCUACGAUUGGGAGCUGUUCCCUCAACCCUUACCCUCGUACCCUAUGGGGCUUGUUAGUGUUGCGAUGUAUCAGCUCCUAUGCGCGUGUGAUGGCAUCAUUCACAUUACGGCGGAGGCGUAUGAGCCUGUGUAUACGGCUGCCUUCGAAAAGUGGUUUGGCAGGGAGAAGAAAAGCUAUGUAUUGGGCCCGAUCCUUCCCGACUUCAAAGGUGAUAUCGCGAAGACCGGGGAGCUCGUGCAAUCAACCAAGGCCAAAAAUAUUCAAGAUUUCUUGGACGCGGCCUUGAAAAGCCACGGCGCCAAUUCGUUGCUUUACAUCAUGAGCCAUGGUUCUCCCCAAGCUGUGGUUCCGCCCGAUGUCAUCGCGAAAGCAGAGAGUUCUGGUCUGGGUAUCUUUGCCAAGUGGUCGCCCCAGCAAGUCAUUCUCGACCAUCAGGCAACUGGGUGGUUCGUCUCUCAUUGCGGUCAGAACUCGUGUCUGGAGUCAUUAAGCUCUGGGAUCCCGCUCAUUGCGUGGCCCUAUGCGAUUGAUCAAGCGACGAAUGCCUUACACGUCAGCUGCGUGCUGAACGUCGGAUACGAACUUCUCGAGGUUCGGAGCGGGGAAAUGGGCCUGAAGACGGUGUAUCGGACCGGAAAAGCGCCAGACGGGACGGUGGAUGCAGUCCGGCGCGAGGCGAAGAAUACCUUAGAGCUCGCGAGAGGACCCGAUGGCGUCAUCAAGAGACAAAACGCCCAGAAGAUCAAGCAGCAGCUAGCUGAGGCUUGGGCGGAACACGGCCCAGCCUAUCAGGCGUUCAGGCGACUCCUAUCCGACAUAAACAUAGCUUGA
Punctularia strigosozonata HHB-11173 SS5 is the source of this 1470-nucleotide messenger RNA. RefSeq lists its product as uncharacterized. Gene Ontology annotation, molecular function: UDP-glycosyltransferase activity. NCBI's taxonomy places the organism in Eukaryota, Fungi, Basidiomycota, Agaricomycetes, Corticiales, Punctulariaceae. The transcript is spliced from 12 exons. The record is from RefSeq and is a predicted model, not a curated record. The coding region runs from base 1 to 1470 and encodes 489 amino acids.